This is a messenger RNA of Parastagonospora nodorum SN15, 1731 nucleotides long. RefSeq lists its product as hypothetical. Gene Ontology annotation, molecular function: transmembrane transporter activity. Bases 1 to 1731 code for a protein of 576 amino acids. Gene Ontology annotation, biological process: transmembrane transport. The record is from RefSeq and is a predicted model, not a curated record. NCBI's taxonomy places the organism in Eukaryota, Fungi, Ascomycota, Dothideomycetes, Pleosporales, Phaeosphaeriaceae. Gene Ontology annotation, cellular component: fungal-type vacuole membrane. The transcript has 4 exons.
AUGUCGUUGUCACAGCGCCUCACGGCGGUCGAGGAGAUUGAGCCAUGGAGCAGAGAAGCAAGCCCGGAUUCGCGGCAUCGCAAGAUGUCCUUCAACCCUGUUGGUACAUGGACCGAAGCAGCGGGUGAAGAGCCGACAGUGGGCGCCUUCGAGGUUGGCCUCGCCGUCGUCUACUGCCUCUUCGCAGCUGGGGUUGUCUUCGGAUACGCCGCGAUAAAGCCCGUCCUUAUUGGAGAGGGUGUGUACAGGAAUCUAUGUACGAAGCAGGAACUCAGGGAUGAUGUGGAUGUAUGCUAUGAGCAGGAGCUACGGACUGCUAGACACAACGCUGACCUUAUCAACAGGCUGAACCUCAUGUUCACCACCGCUGCCGUAUCCACCAACGUUGUCGCGCUCCCCGUCGGUACCAUUCUCGAUCGCUACGGUCCAAGAGUGUGUGGUAUCAUUGGUGCUAUAUCAAUCUCCAUUGGUUCGCUUCUGUUUGCAUUUGCAUCAGAAUUGCCCGUGGAUGCAUACAUUCCUGGAUAUCUAUUCCUGGCACUGGGUGGUCCAUUUAUAUUCAUAUCGAGCUUUCAGCUCAGCAACACAUUCCCGCAAUACUCCGGACUUAUCUUGGCUCUCUUAACCGGGGCUUUUGAUACGUCGAGCGCCAUCUUCUUGAUCUACCGCUUGAUCUACCAAGGCACCGAUGGCGACUUUGCGCUCAAGAAGUUCUUCUUGGUGUACUUGAUUGUUCCGGCUUUCAUUCUGGGCGUCCAGAUAUUCUUUAUGCCGGCUGUCUCGUAUAAGACUGUUGGAGAGCUGGUCACCCAAGCAGAAGAGGAACAGGUCAACCACGACUCUGACGAUGAGAUAGAAGAUCAGGCGCGCGUCCAACGCCUCAGAGACGCCCGCCGCAUCCACCGCGACAGCAUCGUCAGCGAGAUCACUGAUCUCCUCGGCACUCGGGACGGCCAACAGCAAGCUAAAGAGGAAGAGAAGAAGAAAGCCAAAUCUGGAGUAUGGGGCGCCCUCCACGGUCGCACUGCCGUGCAGCAAAUGAAGACGCCAUGGUUCAUACUCAUCAUGCUUUUCACCGUCCUCCAAAUGACCCGCAUCAACUACUUCGUCGCCACCAUCCGCUCGCAGUACACAUAUCUCUUCCACAGCGUCGAAAAAGCUAUCGAAAUCAACAACUUCUUCGACGUCGCGUUGCCCGUCGGCGGCGUCAUAUCCGUCCCCUUCAUCGGGCUCCUACUCGACAACACCAGCACAACCUUUACGCUCUCGCUGCUCGUCACCAUCGCAACGACCAUUGGAGUCCUAGGCGUCAUUCCAGAAACAUGGGCCGCGUACACCGGCAUAAUCCUCUUCGUCCUCUACCGCCCCUUGUACUACACCGCCGUAUCCGACUACUCCGCCAAAGUCUUCGGCUUCGCAACCUUCGGCAAAGUCUACGGGCUCAUCAUCUGUCUCGCGGGCCUGCUGAACUUCAGCCAGACCGCCCUCGACGCCGCAACGCACAAGACAUUCCACAACAACCCGAUCCCAGUCAACAUGCUACUCUUGGGUCUGGCGCUGCUGGUGGGCAUCGCGCUGGUGGCGUUUGUGUGGAGAAGAAGCCAUAGAAUCAUGCGCGAGAAUAUCGAAGAUGAGGCCGAGGAGGCCAGGGAGGUGCUGAUGCCGCAGACGGGCGUGGCGGAUUAUGGCGCGUUGAGCCCGACGCAGGAGAAUCGCGGGAGGAGGAUGUGA